AUGACGGAGAAGCUGGGGAUUCCCGUUUGGGGAUCAUAUGUUAUCUUCGGCUUGGCCACUCUGUUUUCUGGCCUGGCGUUGGGUCUGUUACUGGUGUUCAUUGCAGAUUUCGUUUUCCCCUCAAGAAGAUUCUCUUCUCACGAUUACUACCAGAAGAAACAGACUAUGGAUCAGGCGAGAUUAAUCCAGCAACAAGAGGAUGCCAUUGAGGCUGAUGGCGAGGAAGAUGACGAAGAGGAGGAAGAAGAGGACCACGACGAGGUCUGGAGAAAGCGGAGAGGAUCUCCCGAGGGCCGCCCUGAACCCAGGGGGCAGGCUUUCCCUGACGACGCCCUGAGGAAGCGGGUGGUGGGCAACCAGGGCGAGGAAGAGGAAGAGGACACUUAGAGAGAGAGAGAGCCUCCUCUUGACACGAGUACCGUUGAGACAGCAGAGUUGAAGGAGCCAAGUUCCUGAGCAGCAGUGUUUUUUUUUGUUUGUUUGUUUCUUUUAGAGCAGAGUCCAAAAUCUUCCCGUUGGUCCUGUUCCUCACCCCGAAGAUCCUAAAAAUGCCUCACUUCUUUUCUUCUUCUCCCUCCCCCAUUUUUUUAAAGGAGAGCUUUAGACUUUCGCCUCUGCUCUCUCUCUAAGCCUAAGCAGCAGACUCCACCUGCAAAAAGAAAAGCAGCGCUCCAGACACCUGUCUCUGAAACAAACGGUCUGGCUGAGGUUUAGGUAUGGCGUGCAGUGCGGCUGGAUUUUUGCAACGAUGUUUAUGCUAUGCAUUGUUUUUUUUAAAUAAAUGUGUGUUAUAUUUUUAAUCUCUGAAUUAUUAUAACAGGGUUGUAGGUUAUCUAUGUGGACAGGUAACUUCAUUUAGUUUGAUUUAAUCUGCAACUUGAACCCUAAUGUUCACACACCUUUCCACUUUCUAUGUCUGAUGGCGAGAACGUGGCGAAGGACGUAUAAAAUGUUAGUUUUUAUUAUAAAGAUUUCAGUUUGCUUGUUGCAGAUUUAAAAAAAAAAAAAGAAAAAAAGAGUGAUUUGAUAUUUUCCCACGUUGACUUUUCUGGGGCUGCUUCACUAUAAAAGCCUCCUUACCAAAUGGAGGCUUUUAAAUUGAAGCAACUGUAGGAAUCUUAACGUUUGUAUUAGCAGUCGUGUUACAGCUAUGGUUUAGACUUGGGUUUGAGUGCGACAAACAGUGAUGCUCGUUUUCUCUUUUAUUCAUGUGAAGUUAAUUUAAACUCAGCCACAAGCUUUGUGGUAAAUAUUUUAAGUAUAUCAAAUGCAAAUGUGGCUACACUUGUAUUUGUGACCCUAUUUAGAAUACUAGUUUGAACAGUUAACACAGCUCGGGCUGUAUUACAGACAUCCUCUUGACACAGGUACAUGUGGGGCAGGAACCCUUCGAAUAGCAUCUAUACUAUAGAAAGAGCGACGAUCACAUCACUCUUUCACUUUGACUAGGCUGUGUUUCUGUUGUUCAGCA
This is a messenger RNA of Neolamprologus brichardi, 1471 nucleotides long. The record is from RefSeq and is a predicted model, not a curated record. Lineage: Eukaryota; Metazoa; Chordata; Actinopteri; Cichliformes; Cichlidae.